UUUCAAAACACUGCUGACACACGACGCGUGUGGCAGGGCAUCCAGGCCAUCACCAACUACAAGUCACCUCCACAAAAAAGACACCUACGUCAGAAUGCUGUCCAUAGCCUUCAGUUCAGCGUUCAACACCAUCAUUCCUCAGCAGCUGUUUGGAAGACCAAGCCUGCUGAAACUGAAUGCCUCCCUCUGUCACUGGAUACUGGAUUUCCUAUCUGAGAGACCUCAGUUAGUCAGGAUAGGAAAUAACAUCUCCAACACCACCACACUGAGCACCGGUGCCCCUCAGGGCUCACUAGCAUUGUGGACGACCCCAUCCAUCCCUCACACUGACUUUUUUCACUGCUACCAUCUGGCAGGAGGUACCGGAGCGUCUGUGCCACCACUGCCAGACUCUGCAACAGCUUUGCUCCUCAAGCAAUCAGUUUCAGGCGUCUUCUCUGGCAGGAGCUCAUGGAUUUCCUUGUGGAGUAUGCCAACAAUGAGACUUACCAUGACAACGGGACGGAGGCCUUCAACAACACUGGCUGCGAAGCCAAGCACCAGUAUAACUAUUAUGCCAUGCUCCUGACACUACUCAUCUUUGUCAUUGUUUUUGGCAACGUGCUGGUGUGCAUGGCUGUCUCACGAGAAAAAGCCCUGCAGACCACCACUAAUUACCUGAUCGUCAGCCUGGCAGUGGCGGAUCUUCUGGUGGCAACGUUAGUCAUGCCCUGGGUGGUGUAUCUGGAGGUUGUGGGAGAGUGGCGCUUCAGCAGAAUCCACUGUGACAUCUUUGUCACGCUGGACGUCAUGAUGUGCACUGCCAGCAUCCUUAAUCUGUGUGCUAUUAGUAUUGACAGGUACACAGCUGUUGCCAUGCCGAUGUUGUACAAUACGCGGUACAGCUCGAAACGGCGCGUAACUGUAAUGAUCUCGGUGGUUUGGGUUCUCUCCUUCGCCAUCUCCUGCCCGCUGCUGUUUGGGUUAAACAACACAGCAACACGCAACGAUGCUGUGUGUGAGAUCGCCAACCCGGCCUUCGUGGUCUACUCCUCCAUCAUGUCCUUUUACGUGCCCUUCAUCAUCACACUCCUCGUCUAUGUGCAGAUCUACGUGGUGCUGCGUAAGCGUCGGAAACGGGUCAACACCAAGCGCAGCUGCCAGAAGGCUGAUGCUGAGCCCCAGCCUCCGCUCAAGGAGAAGUGCACUCACCCGGAGGACGUGAAACUCUGCACAGUUAUCGUUAAAACCAAUGGAAGUUUGCCUGCCAAAAACAAGAAAACACAGUUGCUGAUAAAAGAGGUGGUCCAGCAGGGUGGCGGCGUAGAAAUGGCUCUGGUGGCCAGCACCAGCCCUCCAGACAAAAUGAAGCUGGCAGCCACCUCAGCAGGAAACCUUCUGGCCAGCCAGAGCCCCAGCCAUGCCUCACCAUCGCACGAGGAAUGGCAGCCUAACAGCGACGGGAAGAACGGCCAUACCAAGGAUGCCCAGACCCCAAAAGAGGCUAAACCCUUCGAAACGCAGGCCUUACCCAAUGGCAAAACCCGUACCACCGUGACUAAGACCAUGAGCAAGAGGAAGAUGUCCCAGCACAAAGAGAAGAAGGCCACACAGAUGUUAGCCAUUGUUCUAGGUGUUUUCAUUAUAUGCUGGCUGCCCUUCUUCAUCACUCACAUCUUGAAGACUCACUGCACAAGCUGCUACGUGCCUCUGGAAAUGUACAACGCCUUCACGUGGCUCGGCUACGUAAACAGCGCCGUAAACCCCAUCAUUUACACCACCUUCAACGUGGAGUUCCGCAAGGCUUUCAUGAAGAUCCUGCACUGCUGACUGCAGUUCUCUGUGUUUGUGUGUCUGGAUUUUCAUGAAGAGGUCAGUGCCAUCUUUCACUCUGGCUGAAGGGGAAGACUUUUUUUUUAAAGGACAGACUUAAUACUCAUGGCAAACACUGGGGCUUUUUGGCUUGAUUCAAACGAAUGUAAAUGCGGAGAUUUAUUUGUAGGUCUCACCAUUUCAGUCUUUAAAGGUCUCAGAAAGAUGCUGCUGGCAAAGUGUGUGUGUGUGUAUGUGUGUGUGUGUGUGUGUGUGUGUGUGUGUGUGAUGAAUUGCAGAUCUUGGAAUAGAGGAACUGCAGAAAAUUAUACUUUGGCACUGCUUUGAAGGCAAGAUAUUUCAUAUCAUUAUAUGUAGAAGUGGGUUUCAAGGAAUUGUUCACUGACAGAUGCUGUUUUUCAUACAGAGUUCAUAACGUUAUAAUGAUGAAUAGUAUAAGAGUUUAAAGAAUAAGUUCAGGUUCUAUCAGAGGAAGCCAGAAUCUAAAGAGAUAACAUUGUCAGUUGAUGUAGUUACCUUCAUGGUUUAUUAUACAUCAAGCUCACAAAAGAAUCAGUAUUAACAGAGCCGAUAUCUAUAUAUCGUUAUUGAAGUAUUUCUUUAUUUGAUGAUCUAUUUAUUUAUAUGUCAAUAUGUGAAUACAAAGAAGAGCUACUGUAAAUGGAAUGAAUGAGUGGAAAACAGGCCGGCCAAACAAAGCCAUAGCAAAGACCUCCCACACAGAAAUGAAUGCCUUUGAAUAACCGACCAUGAAGGACAUUUAAUUGUAAAUAAUGCAAUUUUAUUGAAGCCCAUGACAAAAAUGAUCAUGCAUGUCACAUUGAUACUUCACUACAUAACAGAAUAUAGGUCUACUGUAUGUCAGCUAUACAAGACAAAAUGAUCUAAUCUUUGUAAAGUUGUAUCUACAUUUUUCUGUGUUAUGUUAUAUACACUUGAAAGCAAAGUCUUUGAUAUUUGAAUACUUGUAUGGGGUGAUCCAUUACUUUGUGAUGGAAAAAAAGCCCAUUCAUGUGUGAAUGUUUUUUUUUUUUGCAUGAAGCUUUGCAGAGAUUGAGGACAAAGUGUAAGGUACAUGCUUAAAAGAUUUGAUUUAUAGAUUAAUUUGCCUCAAAAGGUAAACUUUUUUUCAAUAAACAAGAAAAAUGUUA
This is a messenger RNA of Pygocentrus nattereri (red-bellied piranha), 2963 nucleotides long. It is a transcript of the gene drd2b, whose product is annotated as dopamine receptor D2b. The record is from RefSeq and is a predicted model, not a curated record. The coding region runs from base 451 to 1809 and encodes 452 amino acids. Gene Ontology annotation, biological process: adenylate cyclase-activating adrenergic receptor signaling pathway; adenylate cyclase-inhibiting dopamine receptor signaling pathway. Gene Ontology annotation, cellular component: presynaptic membrane; glutamatergic synapse. The transcript is spliced from 8 exons. Gene Ontology annotation, molecular function: dopamine neurotransmitter receptor activity, coupled via Gi/Go; G protein-coupled receptor activity. NCBI's taxonomy places the organism in Eukaryota, Metazoa, Chordata, Actinopteri, Characiformes, Serrasalmidae.